UUUGGAUUAGAUUCUUCCGUCUUUCCAACAAAUCUACAGAUUUUAAGCAUUUUUUCAGGCUUUUGCCUCUUUCACCCUGGCCCUUUUCGUUUCUUUGCAUUUUUAUUCAAUCUGCAAAGAAUAAUAUAUUAAAAGUACAUAUCUGAAAAGAUGAGCUCUGGGGAGGGUUCUUCUCAACCUUCUUCCAAGAAAUCCAGGCAACCCAAAUAUUCUAGGUUUACACAACAAGAACUGCCUGCAUGCAAACCGAUAUUAACUCCAGGAUUGGUGGUCACAACUUUUAUACUAGUAGGGGUUAUAUUCAUACCAAUUGGCCUUUUGUCUUUGUCUGCAUCAGAGAGGGUGGUUGAAAUUGUAGACCGCUAUGACGAGGAUUGCAUUCCUUCCGAUCAAGAGAAAACUGCAUUUAUUCAGAGUGACAAGACCAACAAAACCUGUGUCCGGAGCUUGACAGUCCCAAAGAAAAUGCAGCAUCCAGUUUACAUCUACUACCAGCUUGAUAACUUCUAUCAAAACCAUCGUAGAUAUGUCAAAAGCAGAAGUGACAAACAGUUGCGAAACCCAGAAAAUGAGGAUUUAACAUCACCCUGUGAACCCGAAGCACGCGUUGAUAAUAAGCCCAUUGUGCCUUGUGGCCUUGUUGCUUGGAGUUUGUUCAAUGAUACUUAUGGAUUCUCAGUUGGUGGCAUGAAUCUAUCUGUAAACAAGAAAGAUAUUGCAUGGGACAGCGAUAAGAACUAUAAAUUUGGAUCAAAAGUUUAUCCUAAAAACUUUCAGCAGGGAAGCUUGAUUGGAGGAGGAAAACUGGAUGAAAAAAUACCAUUGAGUGAGCAAGAGGACCUUCUAGUCUGGAUGCGCACUGCAGCAUUGCCAAGCUUCCGAAAGUUGUAUGGGAGAAUUGAACAGGAUCUUGAGGCUAAUGAGAUGAUAACAGUGGUUAUACAGAAUAACUAUAAUGCUUAUGCUUUUGGAGGCAAAAAGAAGCUAGUUCUUUCGACUACGACUUGGAUUGGUGGAAAAAACAGUUUCUUAGGCUUGGGAUACAUCACUAUUGGUGGAUUGUGCUUAUUCAUUGCAACAACUUUCAUAGUAAUGUACCUUAUAAAGCCAAGGCCUUAUGGCGAUCCAUCCUAUUUGUCUUGGAACAGAAACCCACCUGGGAACUGAGUAUUCACUAUAUUGCCAAAGCUAAGUUGCAUGGCCUUGAUUUUGUGGGUUUUUUCUUCCUUCUUAAUCCUGAGCAGGAUAUAUUGUGAAUAGUAAAAGCAUCUAAUAAGCAAUUUAUUAGUCUA
This is a messenger RNA of Coffea eugenioides, 1292 nucleotides long. Its product is annotated as ALA-interacting subunit 3-like. Gene Ontology annotation, cellular component: endoplasmic reticulum; plasma membrane; Golgi apparatus. The coding region runs from base 151 to 1167 and encodes 338 amino acids. The transcript is spliced from 9 exons. Lineage: Eukaryota; Viridiplantae; Streptophyta; Magnoliopsida; Gentianales; Rubiaceae. The record is from RefSeq and is a predicted model, not a curated record.